AUGAGCCGUCCGCCUUCUUCCACCGGAGAUGUCCUCCUCUACUUUCUUGCCCUCUUCAUCCCUCCCAUCCCCGUAUUCAUGAAGAGAGGAUGCGCUGCUGAUCUGUGGAUAAAUGUCCUACUUUUCAUCUUGGGUUGGAUUCCUGGCGUCAUUCAUGCCUGGUGGAUCAUAUCCAAGUACGAGCGACCUGCUGGGGCCCCUGUUGGUCAAACAUAUCGAUACUAA
Cryptococcus wingfieldii CBS 7118 is the source of this 225-nucleotide messenger RNA. RefSeq lists its product as hypothetical. The transcript is spliced from 4 exons. The record is from RefSeq and is a predicted model, not a curated record. Gene Ontology annotation, cellular component: membrane. Bases 1 to 225 code for a protein of 74 amino acids. Lineage: Eukaryota; Fungi; Basidiomycota; Tremellomycetes; Tremellales; Cryptococcaceae.